Hermetia illucens (black soldier fly) is the source of this 4479-nucleotide messenger RNA. RefSeq names its product glutamate receptor-interacting protein 2 (gene Grip). NCBI's taxonomy places the organism in Eukaryota, Metazoa, Arthropoda, Insecta, Diptera, Stratiomyidae. The record is from RefSeq and is a predicted model, not a curated record. Gene Ontology annotation, biological process: neurotransmitter receptor transport, endosome to postsynaptic membrane. The transcript is spliced from 11 exons. The coding region runs from base 1050 to 3884 and encodes 944 amino acids. Gene Ontology annotation, molecular function: protein binding.
GUUCCCGUUGCAGACAGAGCGGCUAGAAAGUUGGCCAAGUUCUCGAGGCGUCCACAUCAAGAACGGGAGAAUCUCAAGACUCCUCUAUCGCCGCUCAGCACGAGACAUUUCCCUGAGCUAUUGACUCCCGACUUUCCCAUUUCCACACGCACUCUUCUUAUUUUGUAUCGUGAUUUUUGGGGAAAACAGAAACAGUUUGAAAUUGCCGUUCGCGAUUAUCUGUGUAUCUGAAAGUCGCUGUAGAUUCUUUUGCUCGACUAAUCUUCGGCGGAGUGGCUCCUAAGGCAGUACAUGGCGUUCGGUCUUCUGAGAGUAUCGUAGGAAAGUAUCUAAAAGCAGGGACUCGGCGCAUCAUCGGUGGAGUCGUGUAUAUUAUCCAGAAGGGAGUCUGUGGAUAGGUUUGCACGCAACGUGCUCGCAUCAUCCUGAACAUUUCCACACGCACUUUGAGAAAAUCGCGCAGCGUGUCGUCUAGAUACUUUGGACUAGGGUGGCUAGAAAGUCCCGAGAUCUUUCCGUCAUUUGCACUGAAUUUCUGCUCCCUCGAGGAUGUCUCAGCAAUAAUAGUCUUGGCUAUCUGGUCGUGCAACGGGUGAACGUGGCCGCCGGCGGACGUUCUUCUAGAUAUUCUGUAGAGUGGCUCGGGUUUGGCAAGAAGUGUCUCGAAAUAGACUUUUGGAUGAAUAAUUGCAGUGCGACAUCGACUCACUUGGCGUCUUUGGAAUGUGAAAUUUUGUAUAGUUUUCGAAGGAUUGUUGUUGCCGCCGCUGAUGUUGUUGUUGUCGUGUGAUUGCAUCCUGCAGUUUUUAUUCAGUUAUAAAUUCAUUUCGAAUAUAUAAUAAUAACGCGAGUGAAUCAGUUUUUUUUCUUGCAGUUUGGCUGCGAGAGAGUGAAAAGUAGAAUAAUUUUCUGAUGAUGAAUAUUUUGUAUUGCCGAUGGUGGAUGAAUUGCACGCUUGAUUUGCGGAUUAGGUGACCAAAAACUAGAUUUGUUGAAGGAAAGAAAGAAAUUGGUAAGCGCGUUUGGUGUUGUGAAAUUGUGGAAUCAGAAUGAAGUUGUGGAAAGCAAAGAAACCAAUCAGUUGUGUUCCGGGAAAAUCGAGCUUGUCGAAAAACGAGGAUAAGGUUGACUCUAUAGGGCUUCAGCCAACUAAUUCAGCUGUUUCUGGUGACCGCGCCAUGAGUCCUGCCCAGUCCGAAGACAGUGGUUUAGCCCCAGACCGGGGCACCACCUAUGCCACAAUUUCACUCCCCAGGGAGAAUGCACAAGCUAUGGGAAUUGUUUUUGCAGAACGUACGGACAUAUCAUACCCACCGAUGAUUGCUUCACUGAACGCACUUGGACCUGCUGCAGACUUUCUGGCACCGGCUGAUCGGAUCCAUCAAAUUGAUGGUAUCUCAACAAUUGGCCUAACUAAUCAGCACAUCAUGAGUCUUUUAUGCCACGGAGAAGGACCAGCCGUUGUCGAGAUUGAGUACUCCCUCCCAGAAUAUAUUUCCCAGAACAGUUUGUGUGUCACAUCCAAGUUGGCCCAGAUCACUGUGGAGCGCGAAAAUGGAUGUCUGGGCCUCACACUUCGCGGGGGCGGUGAUUUCCCGCUGAUCGUAACUCAUGUUCGACCACAUGGUCCGGUUUUCAAAACGGGUCGAAUAAAACCAGGUGAUCGUCUGUUACGUGUCGAUAAUAUUUCCUUGAUCAAUAAAUCAUUAUCGGAAGCUCAGCAGAUUCUCAAGUGUGGGCACGUUUCCGGCUAUACGAAUCUUAUGAUCGAAUAUGAUGUGUCGGUUAUGCAAAGCGUAGAGUUUUCCAUGGGGCCGUUGUUGAUUGAGAUCGAGCGCCCCUUCAAUGACAAGUUGGGCCUAAUAUUGAGCAAUUAUUCGCCGGUCCUGCACAAUGAUCACACAAAAAUAGACGAAGUCUCCCCGGCGGGGGUGUAUAUCGCGAGCAUAUUACCAGCCAGCAUUGCAGACAGAUGUGGGGCCCUAUCGGUAGGCGAUCAAAUCCUCUCAGUGGACGAGACUGUAAUCGAGAACACCGCUUUCAACCCGGAGGAUGUUAUGGCACUUUUGGACAGUACCACCGGCCGCGGCUACACACAAAUCCAAAUAAUGCCCGCACAUACACUUUCCAGAAGAGGAAUUCCUGUCGGUAGCCCCAAAUAUGGAUUCAGUACCUUAGAUUCGCGGAAAAUUCGCCAACGAAAAAUGGUGCGAAAAAGUUCACUACCAUUGGAAUCUGGCACCCUUCAUCCAAAUAUGGGAAUUUGUCGAUCAGAAACAGCCCAGAUUACUCUAGACUGUAGUCAUGGCUCUGGGAUCAUCCUAGGAGCCCAAACAGUCUGUGGUCGUGGCAUUAGCAUAGCACAAAUAAUACCUGAAUCCAAUGCCGAAAGGUGUGGUUGCAUCCAAAAAGGAGAUAGGAUAAUUGCCAUAAACAAAAUGUACAAUCUGGAUGUGAAUGCAGCUCGACAGCUUCUUGGAGAUAAUAACCCACGAGGGUUCCAAAGCCCUCAUUGGGUUGAAGUGGAGAUCGAAUUUGAUAUGGCGGAGACGGUGAUUCCGUCAAGUGGAGUUUUCAAUGUAAAGUUGGCGAAGAUGGGAAAGACUGGUUUAGGGAUUACAGUGAAUGGCUCUAAUCACGGGGCGUUCAUUAUAACAGAAGUGAAGCAAGGAAGCCCGGCACACAGGACAGGCUCUCUUAGAGCUGGAGACAUUCUGUUAGCAGUUGAUUCACAUCCUCUUCAACAUUUCAAUGUAGACGCCUUACUGAAGGAUAACAAGAACGAAUUCACUACUUUAACCAUUAAAAGAAAUGCCUUACCUGAUUUUUUGUUCGAUGCUCAGCAAAGGAUGAACCCAAUCUAUGGGAAUUGUGGCAACAAUGAUCACGAUAUAUACUCGUACGGACCACGCUAUGGAGACACUUCAACGUUUAAGUCAACAACUCCACAGCCAGAUUACUUUCGAAUGGAUGAUAUGAAGCAGUCCAUAGUUCAAAUAAGGAGGCCUUAUGCCGCUUCUAAGGCAUCCGAUAAACCAACAAUCGGGAGAGCUGUAGGAGCAGAGCAGACGCAAAGCCUGACAACGGAAAUUGCAGAUGAAUCUUAUCAUGAUCUGAGUCCUUAUGAGAUAGACUAUCCAUCGAGUAGGUUUAUGAACAUUGAUAGUCCAGACCUUCCUCCACCCAUGGAAAGUAAAACUUAUGAUCGUCACCAAUAUGUAACAACGGUGAGGCUGGAGCCAAAUGGAGGUCCUCUUGGCAUUACGUUAUCUGGCAGUGAAGACUUGCAGAAACCGAUCAUCAUUAGCGGGUUAAUUGAAGGAGGAGUGGCAUAUAAUACGGGAAAAAUUCGUGCUGGCGACUGUCUUCUGGCAAUCAAUGGGGAAUCAAUCCAGGGAAUGCCAUUAUCACAUGCCACCAAACUUUUACAAAAUUUAGACAAUGUUGUGGACUUAAAGAUAAUCCGAAAUGGUAAUGAGUCCGAUAGUCAACAGACUGGCGAAUCACAGAGCAAUCUGCCGCAACCACAAGCGGUCUAUGCCAAAGUCCAAAGAAGGCCGCGAAGUCCAUCGUUUACGGAUCUUCUCUCCAACACGAGUAAAGAUAGUAAACACCGGAUACUUCAUGUAACCUUGUACAAAGAUAAGGUUUACGACGAUUUCGGCUUUUCAGUAUCAGAUGGGCUGUACGAAAGGGGAGUCUACAUCAACCGGAUUCGCACAGGGGGCCCCGCUGAUUUGGUUGGAGUACUGAAACCUUUUGAUAGGAUAAUGCAGGUCAAUGGAACGAAAACUCAAGAUUUCGAUUGCUGUCUUACUGUGCCACUUAUAGCAGCAGCGGGCGAUAAAAUGGAUCUGAUUCUGCAGCGAACUUUAACUGAAUAAACCGGACAUCUUCCACCAUAAACCAAAGAAUGAUCAAUUACAUACAAUUAUGCUGAUAGUAAAAACAAUCCAAAGGCCUUUUAGACAGACAACAUUUUUAUACAAAGAAAUAACCAAAAACUCCACAAAAGAUUCUAGCCAUAAGAUUGAAGAACCAAAAAUUUAUUGUUAUUAUAUUUUUUAAGCUUCCAAGAGUGUGUUUGUUUGUUCCGAAUAUGUUUUCCGACUUUGUUUUGUUAGGCUACGACUGAACUGUUUGCAUUUUCAAUAACACAACUUCCCAACACUUAAACUUGUAAGAAAAUAACCGAAACUGAUACGCAUAUUACACACAAAGAUACUUUAGCAGUCUAACAGUGUUUAGCUUUUCGCAGUAAUUAUUAAAGACAUUUACAUAGAUAUGGAAUUCCAUAAAAUAGCGACGAUUAUAAUCCAUAACAACAUUAUUUGGGUAGAUCAAUAGUUGAUUGAAGCAAAAUAUUUAUGCAAAAUGAUGCAAAUGAAUAAUAUUUAUUUAUAGAUGAAUCAUUAAAUGAAUUUAUGAAAUUUCGAAGGAAACUGCCUACAGAAAGGAAGUAUAAAUAAAAAUAUAAAA